Molecule: messenger RNA, 2332 nt
Organism: Anthonomus grandis grandis
Lineage: Eukaryota; Metazoa; Arthropoda; Insecta; Coleoptera; Curculionidae
Exons: 5
Coding region: 116-766 (216 amino acids)
Source: RefSeq, a predicted model, not a curated record
UCUAUUGUUUUUUCUAUAACUGCGGUUUAUCUGACUGAAUUUACUUUACAUGAAAAUAUCUUACACACAUUAAAAAACAAGAAACUGCAAUAAAAUUGUAUUAUUUUAAAUAGAUAUGACUUUGCUUGAAGCUGCAGAGACCACAAUACCUAAGGUAAUAGCUGUUGAAAAGUUGUUUGACAUUCCAAAUGGAUCAGGCAACGAUUAUAUUGAAUUUGAGUCUUUAAGAAGCGAUGAACCAGUAACAGAAGAGACUGUUUUAGAAGAAAUUACCCUUGAUAUGCCAAUUAUCAUUACUGAAGUAAAAACUAUGAACAAAAAUAAAUCUGAUCUGACUUAUGGGGUAUCAGAAUUUCAAGAUUAUUAUGAAAACAGAAUCUUUGUUGAACAGCCUGAAGCAGAAAGAGUCGCAACAGUAGACAACAAUAUACAUAUUGAAAGUCUGCCAAUUACUAUUAUUGAUGCAACAAUGGUGACCAGUAACAAAACUGACCUUCCCUAUGGGGCCACAGAUUUUCAAAAUACAUAUAAAAGUUGUGAAUUGGUUAUACAGCCCGAGACCGAACCAAUAUCAUCAAGAGAACAGAACGAUCCGCAACUUCAUUUAAAUCUACUCCACCGUAAUUCUCAAAUGACUCCAGUCUGUCAAUUUCUUGAUCAUUCUGACGCUGAAGAAGACCCUUUUAUCGGUGAUGAUCAACUCAAUGAUCCUGAUUUUAUACCUCCAAUAGAAACGGAUUCAGAUCUCCGAAAAAAACUAAAAUAAAUAAUCAGAACUCCGCAGGCGAUAAUCAUCCGCAGCCUUUUGCUGUAUUAAGUAAACGAUGCCGAAAGAUUAGAAAAGAGAGAAAGGAUAAAAGAAACUCAGGUCAGUCGUACGUAACUGAAACUGGGAAAAUGAUAUCUGAGAAAAGAUGUAUAGAAGAGCUUCCAGAUUGUCGGCGAAAGUGUAAGAAUCGGUUUGAUUACAAUUUAAGAAAAGGAUUGUUUGACUCAUUUUGGUCAAUGAAUAGUAGAAACAGAAGAUCUGAUUAUCUCAGCGGCUUGAUAACAUCUGGCCCUAAAGCAACUCAGAGAUUGCGACAUCAGAACGGACCUCUAAGAAAUCGUACUCUAAGUAACGUGUAUAAUUUAAAAGUCAACGGCGAUUUGCAACCCAUUUGCAAAACUUGUUUUCAAAAGACAUUUGAUGUCACCGACGGAUUUAUAAAGUAUAUGUUAGCUUCAAGAUCAGUAAAUGAAGCAGGAAUAGCAGAAAUGGACCGAAGGGGUAUUAAUCCGCCAAUUUCAAAAACAUCAGAUGAACGAAGAAGUCAAGUCAUUGAUCAUAUAAACUCUUUUCCCCGCUACGAAAGUCAUUACAGUCGUCGUCAUACCCAGAAGCAAUAUCUGGCAGCAAAUUUAAGCAACUCCCUUACAUUCAAACAAGUAUUAUGUUCUACAAACGUCAGUUAUCCGUUUAUAAUUUGACAAUUUACGAAGGGGCAGAAAGUAUUGCACACAAUUUUUUGUGGGACGAAACCAUAGCUGGCCGAGGGGCAAAUCAGAUAGGUUCCUGUUUAUAUAAAUAUUUUAUGGCUUUGCCUGAACAUAUUUCCCAUGUUGUCAUGUAUUCAGAUACAUGUACAGGGCAAAACCGAAAUUCGCACAUAGCUGCUAUGUGUUUCUCAGUUCUGCAGCAGCACCCCUCUCUUAAAGUAAUUGACCAUAAAUUUAUGCUAAGUGGACACUCCCAUAUGGAAUGUGACACCGCACAUGCUAUGAUUGAAAAGAAAAAAAAAAGGACGGAUAUGAGAAUUCACCACCCACGUGAUUGGGCUCAGCUAAUCCGUUCUGUCGGGAAGAAGGGAACAUUUUUAGUCACUGAGAUGCUGCAAGCAGAUUUUUAUGAUUUUAAGGCCCUUUACAAUCAAAAGCUUCAAGUUAAAACCCGAAAUUCUGAAAACGAAAAGUUUAUAUGGCACGAUGUUCAGUGGUUGAGAUUGACAAAAGAUCAGAUUGGCGUAAUGCAAUAUAAAACCUCUGUUGACAUAGAUGAACCUUUUAAAAGUAUUUCUUAUCUACGAAGGCGGCGAAAUAACCCGGAUUUAGUACCUCAACCCCAAUACACAGCAUUUUUACCAAUAUCUGAAGAGAAAAAGAAAAAUUUGCUAAGUGUCUUACAUUUGAUAGAUCCUGUAUUUCAUGAUUAUUACAAAAACCUACCCACCUCUUCAGCACAAAAAAAUGGGUCUGAUGGUUCUGAAGAAGAUGAGUAGUGUAUUGGUCAAUUUUCAUAUAUUUCAUCUUAAUAUUGCGUCGCAGAAUAUAUUAUUAGGAGGUUUUAGGAUGU